AUGUCUGGUCUUUACUCUCUCUCCGCAAUCUCGCCUCCGCUGCAGCCACGGGCACCCACACACCACUUCAACGUCGCUCGUUUUUCCACAUACAAGGCUGUUGCAGCUCAAGAGCGGCUAUUUCAUUCUUGCUUGAAGAUAACCGUCUUGGCGCUUGCGUCUAUUGCACGAAAAUCGAACCUUUUCUCUGCCUGGCUCGUGACUCCCUCCCCCCUGCAUCGACCUAGCCAUCCGACUCGUCUCAUGCCUCCCCGGAAUCCCCUCAAUCCUCCGCGAAUCCCUUCUGUCCGCCCCUCACUCCCCUCCUGCCUCUCACUCCCUCAGACUGACCACGUAUCCCCAACGAGCGCGGGGAGAGGCGUCGUUACAGCAGAAAACGUGGCGAGUAUCAACCAGCCCAGCGAAGGCCGCGAGCAGAGCCACCGAAAGCUCCAGAAUGGAGUGAAGACGGCAUCAGAUGGCACGCCAUGCAAUGUUGUGGCCACGCGGACAGCCGGUUCCUGUAGGUCAACGGGGUGCCUUGAAACUCUUUAUAAGCAGCAACGGGACUGUGGUCUCUUGGUUCCUACGACCCAGUCGGGUCAUGGCAAGGGGAAGAUUGGCUCGGGGAGGAUUCCGAUGCCGUUUUAG
Closterium sp. NIES-65 is the source of this 630-nucleotide messenger RNA. NCBI's taxonomy places the organism in Eukaryota, Viridiplantae, Streptophyta, Zygnematophyceae, Desmidiales, Closteriaceae. The record is from the annotation of a GenBank genome assembly.